Molecule: messenger RNA, 2325 nt
Organism: Psilocybe cubensis
Lineage: Eukaryota; Fungi; Basidiomycota; Agaricomycetes; Agaricales; Agrocybaceae
Exons: 4
Coding region: 1-2325 (774 amino acids)
Biological process (GO): protein phosphorylation
Molecular function (GO): protein kinase activity
Source: RefSeq, a predicted model, not a curated record
AUGACUGAUAGUACUACCUCCCAUGAUCAACCUGCACAGGAUUCUAAAUCUUCUACAACACCACCAAACUCUUCCACGUUGCCUGAGGUACAGGGGACACCUGUUGUUCACAAGAGAGCGGGAAUGACACCUCAUGCAGCUGAGGACGCAAAGCGAGCACAGAAUUUCGAAUCGUUUCGCCGCGACAUUAGUGGAAAGAUCAUUGGUCCAAUGCCUGUCAAAGAUUUCCUGAAGAACUUUCUUCCUAGUGAUUCCAAUCCUGUAGCGGUUCCUGACGCUUCUCACCUCGACAAAGUCAACAAGGCAAAAACGGAGUCGGAAAUGUACAACCCUUUCAUUGAUGCCUUUGAAAGCUAUGUUACAUCAGGCCCAAGGUUUGUAAAUAGCCACAAGUCUACCUUAGCGAGCUGGGACAAGAGCCCCAUCUCCCCCGAUAUAAUUCUCAUCGAUGAUUCGACGGACACCACGUGGAUUCCAGAUCCAAAGUCACCUACCAAGUUCUCCAACCCCUCCAUUGAAAGCAUCGGCAUAAUGCUUGAGUUCAAAACUAAAGGUGCUACCACAGAUCCAUUCACAGAUGACCCACAAGCGGACUCAUUCGAAAUCGGCGCUAAGGAUGGAAAAUCAGCCAAAGAAAGCUCCCCCAGAGGACAGCUCCUCGGACAAAUCUGCUCAUACGCAACUGCACAUAUGGCGAACCAAUUUCGAACACAUGUGUUCUCCGUCUUGGUCUUCUGUGACUACGCGCGUAUCUUGUACUGGGACAGAGCGGGUGUUGUUGUCACUGAACAAAUUUCGCUCAAUCCUAGCGGAGCGCAGCCCUUGGCCGAAUUUUUCGCACGUUAUGCCCGUGCGACGCCUACAGAGAGGGGCGUAGAUCCAAACGUGGAACCGAUUUCAGGAUCCUUGAUAGAUGAGCGAGUGAAAGCGCGGCUCGUCAAAAAUUCCCAGGGUCCGUUUUAUAAGAUCAGGAUGUGCGCGACGCAGUCGCAAUCGAAGUCAUACAUUGUCGCAGUACCACGGUUUAUGGGGACCGCCUCGCCGACAGGAAGGUCAACUCGCACAUUCAAAGCGUACGACAUGCAGACUAAGACCUUUGUCUUUAUGAAGGAUUCAUGGAGAGUCAUUGGCGGCUCUUUGAAACCUGAGCACGAACGUUACAGUGCAUUGCUUGCCGCGGGAGUACCCCACAUUCCGACAGUUAUCGAUUACCACGAUAUAGAGGACCAACAAACACGAACUUCGCUGCAGCUCCAUAAUACCAAACGUAGUGGUUUGCCGGACAAAUUUCGAACAUUUCGUCAUUACAGGCUAGUACUUAAAGAGUUCGCGAAACCCAUUGAAGACUUUAAGGACGUUAAGGAACUAUUGGUCGCGUUUUCCGAUGCCAUCGAAGCUCAUUCUGUGGCCCACGAUAUCGCUCAUAUACUUCAUCGAGAUAUCAGUGCCGGCAAUAUUAUGAUUGAUCAGAAUGGACGCGGUCUUUUGGUUGAUUGGGAUUUAUCUAAGUCGACCAUUGGCCCACAUCCGGAUGAUGAUGCUGUUCAGCAGCCGGAGCGUACAGGAACUUGGCAAUUCAUUUCUUACAGGUUAGGAGGGAAGCGAAAUCCAGGAGACCCCGUUCCGAUUCAUUCAAAGGAUGAUGACCUUGAAUCGUUCUUUUAUGUGCUGCAUUGGUUAGCCCUCAGGUAUUGUGAACAUACGUAUCACGUUGAAGAGGUCAAGACUACUCUGAAGACCAAUUAUGAUGCAGCGACCACAUUACCCGACAAACAGGUCGUUCCUGAAUGUAGAUUGGGCUUACUUCGUGAUCCCUACAUUAUUAAGUCCGCUACGUUUGCCUCACCUGCUCUAGUGGCUUUCCUCACGACAUUGCAUAAAUUUGUGCGCCUUCGAUAUGUUCUCAGCGAAGAACACAAAAACUUGUUGACAUCCUGGAGAAAUGCGGCAUUAGAGAAACAUAAAGGGUCUUUGACCGAGACAGAGCUCACUGUGGAGGUGACAACUCAAAUGAUCAUCCACGAUAUUGCGAAUCCGACCUCUCCUGUCGCUCUUGCUCACACUGAGUUAUCUUACUUUGCUCGGUCUUUGGAACCCAACUGGGCAUCCAGCAUCUUCGCACAACUUUUCGGAUCUGAUGGCGAGAAAUGUGAUUGGAAAACUGGGAGUUCUCGCGUAUUUCGUGGAGAAUUAUCAACGAGCACCAGACUAUCCCUGAACAAACGUAAGUCGGAGAUAUCUGACUACGACGAUGACGAGGGUAAACCGGUCAACAAGAAAGUGCGCAAAGAUGGGACUCUGCCCAGCGUCCAUGAAGAGUAUUAA